GGUCCUGAAGCAGAACAACACAGCGCACGACAUGCAUUUACACAUAUUCAAAUGAUUAGUAGCCUACCUAGCUUCCACAUUAUAGUACGCUCAACAGUCAGGGCGGAAAUUGCUUUCAUUUGUUUGCGCAGCUGCAUAUCUCACUUUUGUGAAACGGACUGGGCUGAAGCAGCACACUAGCAGCCAGCUCCUUUUACCGCAUCCUCACCGAAACCACUCUCCUCCGGCUGCUUCUGCGCGUUACUGCACCUUUUAGCAAAGGAGACCAAGAACUGAGAAAACGCAAAGCUAGAAGAAGGAUUUUAAUCAGGGAGACAAGGGAAGGAGGACCGGUGAGAAACAGGCGAGGUGUGGCAGCUACAACGGUCUUAGCUGCGCAGUGGUGGUGGAGGUAGAUGAUGCUCGGACGGGGAGUAUGGGUAUGUAAGCCCCGGUUUGGAAAGCGGGGGAGCAGGUUUGGUGUUUUGCCAUAUCUGUGCGCGGCAAUAGCGAGUGCAGCCCUGUUGGCUCUGCUCUUCGUGGACUUCAUCGAGUCAUGGGUCACCUCCAUGAGCAUGAACACGGUGGUGGUGGAGCCGCACGCAGGCAUCAUCCCCCCGCAGAGCGUCCCUCCCACCAGACCAGAGGAGUUCAUGCUCAUGCCCAGCCCGCUCGUGUGCCAGCGUGCCAAGCCUUAUCUCAUCACCAUGGUUACCUCGGCUCCUGCCAACCAGAGGGCACGCCAAGCCAUCAGGAACACAUGGGGAGGGGAGGUAGAGGUGAGGGGCCUGCGGGUCAUGACCCUAUUCAUGGUGGGCGUGGCGUCUAACCCUGGACUGGGUAAGCUUCUAAUAGAGGAGGCCAGAGAGAGAGGAGACCUGAUCCAGGGGCGUUUUCUGGACACCUACUCGAAUCUCACCCUAAAAACCCUGUCCUUGCUGGGCUGGGCCCGUCGGUUCUGUCCUCAGGCCCACUUCAUGGCAAAAGUGGAUGAUGACGUCCUGUUUAAUCCCAGCGCCCUCCUGCACUACCUAAACAAAAGCCGUAACCCCUACCAACAAGGAGACUUGUACCUUGGCAGGGUGCAUCUUCAUGUGGCCCCGGACCGUGAUCCGGAGAGCAAGCACUACCUCCCUUCAGGGGCCUACCCUCCUUCUGUCUUUCCGGACUACUGCAGUGGUACGGCCUAUGUUCUGUCCCGUUCUGCAUUGCUCAAGAUUUCCCUGGCAGCCUCUGCAUCCCCUUUAUCCACACCUCUGCCUCCUGAGGAUGUGUUUGUUGGUCUGUGUGCCCGGACAGCUGGAGUUCUGCCCUCACACUGCCCACUCUUCUCUGGUGGCCCAGGUGUGCCAUACGGACGCUGCUGCUAUCAGGCCAUGGUGUCCAUCCACCACAUCCCACCAAGGGAGAUGCUGCACUACUGGGCUGAUGUCCAUACAUCCCACCCCUGCUCGUGGCUGAGUCUGCGUGCUUCUCUGGGGCUCUGCAAAGUCAGGGCAAUGCUCGGGACAGCUCUGGGGCUGGAACAGGGGUUAUGAUAAGAAAACUGUAUUUAUUGGGGCUGGGCCUCGCUUCAGUACUGUGAACAGCACAAGUGCUCUUCUGGCUGUAAAAUGUCACUUUAUUUUUAUAGCUUUAUUUUUUCAAACAAUAUUGUGUAUUUAACUGGCUUUUUCUUUGCAGGAAAAAGAAUGAUCAGCUAGUUGUAUGAAGCAGUGUCACAGCUGCCAUAAGCUGUCCUUAGACUGUUAACCAUCCUUCAUUAUCACCGACACAUACUAUAGAUGUAGAAUAAACAAUGCCAAGCUGGCACCGAGGACAUACAGCUUCUUAAGUGAUUAAUGCACAAGUAUGUCUAGCACACAAGUCUGGAAUCUAUAGGAUGCUACCCUCACAUUAAUAACAACUGUUAAGUCUAUCACCAGGUACUUCAAGUGUAGAUGUUAGUCUAUUAAGAUGCCUAAAUGCAUGAUGCUUAAAUUAAUAGUACAAUAGAUAUCAAACCACAGGCUUAGGGAGAAAGUAAUACAAAAAGAAAUGU
Messenger RNA from Etheostoma cragini (Arkansas darter), 2020 nucleotides. RefSeq names its product UDP-Gal:betaGlcNAc beta 1,3-galactosyltransferase, polypeptide 4 (gene b3galt4). Gene Ontology annotation, cellular component: membrane. Gene Ontology annotation, molecular function: N-acetyl-beta-D-glucosaminide beta-(1,3)-galactosyltransferase activity. Bases 396 to 1517 code for a protein of 373 amino acids. The transcript has a single exon. NCBI's taxonomy places the organism in Eukaryota, Metazoa, Chordata, Actinopteri, Perciformes, Percidae. The record is from RefSeq and is a predicted model, not a curated record.